CCCAGUGAUAGACUGAGACAUGAUGGACAAGACAGGAGGGGGGUUAGAGGGACUGUUUGACAUCAUGAAGUGAUGUUUGAUGAGUAGAGAAGGAGAAGGAGACAAGAGAGGAGAAGAAGGAGCAGCCGGACUCAGAGGAGACUCCAUCACUGAAAUCAUUUUUAAACUUUAUCUUAGAGCCAACAGUGGAACUCUCCACUGACCGGAACUCCCUGACGCUAUGGAUGAAGAAUACCACCGUCUGUUCCUCAACAACUCCCUCACGGGCAUCGACCGCUUCAGUAACUUGGAGGACAUCGACGUGACGGCGGACGGCAGCCUGGUCCUCCGGGUCCUCAUCUGUCUGGUCUACUCGGUGGUCUGCGCCGCGGGUCUGAUCGGGAACCUGCUGGUGCUGUUCUUCGUCAGGGUGAAGAAGGGGAGGGAGACGUCCCAGGUGAACUUCUUCGUUCUCAACCUGGCGGUGACGGACCUGCAGUUCGUCCUCACCCUGCCCUUCUGGGCCGUGGACACUGCUCUGGACUUCAGCUGGCCAUUUGGCAACGCCAUGUGUAAAAUCGUCCUCUCCAUCACGGUGAUGAGCAUGUACGCCAGCGUCUUCUGUCUGACCGCCAUGGGUGUGACCCGCUACUGGUCCGUGGCUUCGGCGCUGAAGAACAGCACCGCGCGUAAAUCCUGCUCCGCUAAAUGGAUCUGCGCCAUCAUCUGGACGCUGGCGACCCUGGCCACUGCACCCACCUCGAUCUUCUCCACGGUCAGCAACGUGUCCGGGGAGAAGCUGUGCCUGCUGAGGUUCCCGGGUGGACAGCACUGGCUGGCGGUCUACCACAUCCAGAAAAUCCUGGUCGGGUUCGUGCUGCCGAUGUGCGUGGUGUCCGUCAGCUACAUCAUGCUGCUGCGCUUCGUCCGCAAGCGCAGCAUGCAGAGCAGGAACCCGCGGCGCAGAUGGCAGGUGACGAGGUCCAUCACCAUCGUGGUGCUGUCCUUCUUCCUGUGCUGGAUGCCCAACCACGCCAUCACCCUGUGGAGCGUCCUGGUCAAGCUGAACGUGGCCAACUGGGACCGAGCCUACUACAUCGUCCACACCUACGCCUUCCCUCUGACCGUGUGUCUGGCCCACACCAACAGCUGCCUGAACCCCAUCAUCUACUGCCUGAUGAGGAAGGAGUUCAGGGACAAGCUGAAGGAUCUGGUUCACAGGAGAUAGAGCUUCAAAAAGUGACAAACAUCGGAUCGGAUCGGACGCACCGGUAACCGUGACGCACCGGUUGCGCACAGCACCGCCACCAGUGUUUGUUUGUAAAAGCGGUGCGUAAUUUCAGCCGAGCGGCUCCGCGGUAACACGUGAGCUGCAGGUGAAGCUAAGAGUUGAUUUAUAAAAUGUUUAAUGUCCUUGAGAUGAGAUGUUUAGUCCUGCAGGAGGUCCGCGUCCGCGCGCGUAAUGGUCAGAACCAGGACCAGGGGUGACACACACACACACACACACACUCUCCACCCUGAACA
Molecule: messenger RNA, 1503 nt
Organism: Cynoglossus semilaevis (tongue sole)
Lineage: Eukaryota; Metazoa; Chordata; Actinopteri; Pleuronectiformes; Cynoglossidae
Product: relaxin-3 receptor 1-like
Exons: 1
Coding region: 221-1207 (328 amino acids)
Biological process (GO): positive regulation of cytosolic calcium ion concentration; calcium-mediated signaling; G protein-coupled receptor signaling pathway
Cellular component (GO): external side of plasma membrane; membrane
Molecular function (GO): C-C chemokine receptor activity; C-C chemokine binding
Source: RefSeq, a predicted model, not a curated record